UGACCUACCCGCCAAACGCCAAAAUGGCUCCACUAAUAUCGAGGCAUCUUGUAUUCUUAUGACAGCGUUGAUUGUUUAGGAUUGGUUCUGACUUAAUUUAAUCAUUUCAUCAGGCAAAUACCUUUGAAUAAAUGGUAAAAUAUCGAUUUCUGGGGCUUUAACCUGGGGUUCAAUGUCAAAUUAGAGUAUGCAGAGUGACAAGCUAUUAAAGAGAUUACAUAACCUACUAUUCGGUUUGUAUCCAUUAUUCAAGUACAUACAUCAAAUUAAAAAAUGAGUGGAGAAACACAAAUAUCAAACAUUGUUAAUGAGAUUCUGAAAGUAGAAGCCAUCGAAGAAGCUUUUAGUUGCGUCUUGGUACACAAUUUGGAUAACGAUCUCGCGAAAACAAAGUCAUGGCAAACAGAAUUAAGUGUAGCCAUUGGCAAACUCGCUGCCGACCAGCAGGAAGCGGCUGUAAAGCAGUUCCUCCUCUUAGCUGCAGGAAUGACGAAUCAUCGUCGUCUACAGAUGCUGCUCGGGCUUCUGGAAGGCCUGGUGAGCGGUAACGUCUUACCUGCAAGAAUGAUAUGUGAAGCAAUCUUAAGCUGUGACAAACUUGUCUAUGACCUACAAGAUUUCUGGGUUGAAUGUUUCGGUUUAAUACGCCGAAUAACCGGUGGCGUAGACUACAAAGGUGUUCGCGAGAUAAUGAGAGGUUGUAUAGAAAAAGCUCAAACGAUCCCGAUCCGAUUAAACGCUUCAGUGCAGCCCCAACUUAAAGCCCUAGAAUACGUGUUCGAGAAUAUUUUCGACAGGAGUAAUUGUCUUCUUCCCAGCUACUUCAUCAUCACAGAAAUUCAGAAAGUGUAUCCGGAUAACAAGAACUGGCCGCAUUGGAAGUUAGCCUCACUUCUCUCAAGUUUUGUCGAAAGUUUUCGUCCAGUUGCUCAGAUGGUUUCUAAAAUAGGCCACUCGAAAAUGCUCCCUGUUGUGGAGCAUACUGGAUAUGCUGAUCACCAAAUAAAUCCCUGGCUACUGGAUCCAUCCAGCCUCAAAUUUUCUCUAAAAGGAAGUUUACCGUACGACGCGGACCUCCUUAAACCUCAAACCGAACUUCUCCGUUACGUCUUAGAACAACCGUAUUCCAGAGACAUGGUUUGCUCAAUGUUGGGCCUCCAGAAGCAGCACAAGCAACGUUGUGUAGCUCUUGAAGAACAAAUGGUGGAGCUGGUGAUCCUGGCAAUGGAGAGAUCUGAGAACGACACGGUUCAGACUGAAGGUGUCGACGGAACCGUGGCGAAUCACUGGGUAUGGCUGCACCUUUCCUCGCAGUUGAUCUACUUCAUCCUCUUCCAAUUCGCCUCCUUUCCCAACAUCGUCAUGGCCAUUCAUGAAAAGCUAGCAGCGAGAGACUUAAAGAAGGGAAGGGAUCACUUGAUGUGGGUUUUACUGCAAUUCAUUUCUGGGAGUAUUCAGCGAAAUCCUCUGGCUAAUUUCCUGCCAGUCUUGAAGCUUUAUGACCUUCUCUACCCUGAAAAGGAACCUCUACCAGUUCCAGAUUACAAUCAAGCCCUCUGCACCCAUCAGAUGGCGAUCACCUGUAUUUGGAUCCACUUAUUAAAGAAGGCUCAACUGGAGCAUGCAAAUAUUCAUCGGCCUAUUCCAACAGCUUUAAAGGCUCAUCACGAAUUUCUUCAACAUCUAGUGAUGCCAACUACUUCCUUAUGCAUGGGAUCCGACUACAGAAUAGCCCUUCUAUGCAAUGCAUAUUCUACAUAUCAAGAAUAUUUCAGUAGGCCCAUGGCAACUCUAGUCGACACUGUUCUAGGGACACAGAAGAAUCAACAACAGCAGCCACUUCAGUCAAACCUCCAAAACAAUGCCGCCCUAGUGACAGGGCCAAUCACACCCUUGUCAAUGUCCAUCCUAGAUUCCCUAACUGUUCACUCGAAGAUGAGUUUAAUUCACAGCAUUGUUACUCAUGUUAUCAAACUAGCUCAGUCGAAAAGCAACAUGCCUCUGGCUCCUGCCUUAGUGGAAACCUACUCUCGCCUCCUGGUGUACACUGAGAUCGAGAGUCUCGGAAUAAAAGGGUUCAUAAGCCAAUUGCUCCCUCAAGUCUUCAAAUCUCACGCCUGGGGAACUCUUUAUACUCUCUUGGAAAUGUUCAGUUACAGAAUGCACCACAUUCAGCCACAUUAUCGUCUCCAGAUCCUCUCUCACCUUCACAGCCUGGCAGCUGUUCCUCAGACCAAUCAGACUCAAUUGCAUCUUUGUGUGGAGAGUACAGCACUCCGGAUGAUCACUGGAUUGGGAUCUGCAGAAGUUCAACCCCAACUUUCCAGAUUUCUCUCCGAACCUAAGACAUUAGUAUCAUCGGAGUCGGAGGAGUUAAACAGAGCUUUAGUCCUGACUCUAGCGAGAUCCAUGCACGUGACUGGAACAGGCUCUGAUCCUGUAGGUGGUGCCUGGUGCAAAGAGCUACUCAUCACAAUCAUGCAGAAUACCCCACACUCCUGGGCCAUCCACACUCUCGAGUGCUUUCCUCCAGUUCUCAGUGAAUUUUUCAAGCAAAAUAGUAUCUCAAGAGAAAACAAACAGCAGAUAAAGAAGGCUGUAGAGGAAGAGUACCGAAACUGGGCGUCAAUGAGCAACGAGAAUGACAUAAUAGCUCAUUUCUCAGUGCCAGGUACCCCUCCCCUAUUCCUCUGUCUUCUGUGGAAGAUGAUUCUGGAGACAGAUCGUAUCAGUCCAAUUGCGUACAAAAUUCUGGAGAGAAUAGGAGCCAGAGCUCUCUCCGCUCAUCUGAGAAAAUUUUGCGAUUAUCUUGUCUUCGAAUUCGCCAAUAGUGUAGGGGGACAGCACGUCAACAAGUGUGUAGACACGAUAAAUCACAUGAUAUGGAAGUACAAUAUUGUUACAAUUGACAGGUUGGUACUCUGUCUGGCACUGAGAACACAGGAGGGUAAUGAGGCACAGGUGUGCUUCUUCAUUAUUCAAUUGCUGCUCUUGAAAGCCGCUGAAUUCCGUAAUAGAGUGCAAGAAUUCGUUAAAGAGAAUUCCCCGGAACACUGGAAGCAGUCCAACUGGCACGAGAAACACUUGGCAUUUCAUCGAAAAUUUCCGGAGACUUUUGCCCCUGAGGGGAUUAUGGAUCAGACGAGUGGGGGACCUAGCCAGUAUCAGAAUCUCCCUGUCUACUUUGGCAACGUCUGCCUGAGGUUUCUCCCAGUCUUCGAUAUCGUUGUUCACAGGUACCUGGAGAUCCCCCCGGUUAUCAAAAGCCUGGAGAUCUUAUUGGAGCAUUUGGGGUGCUUGUACAAGUUUCACGACAGACCAGUCACCUAUUUGUAUAAUACUCUUCACUAUUAUGAAAAGAAACUGAGAGAUAAACCGCAACUGAAGAGAAGACUGGUGGCAGCUGUGUUGGGUUCGUUGAGAGAGAUCAGGGCACCUGGGUGGGCUCUCUCAGAGCCUUUCCUCCAUUAUAUGUCCAGAGUACCUGACGAGGCUGUUUCCUGGGUGCCAGAACUUGACUACUAUAUCAGACUAGUGAGAAGAAUCGUAGAGACAAUGUCAGGAACUCCACACUUCCCUUCAGUCGACUGGCGAUUCAAUGAAUUUCCAAAUCCAGCGGCUCACGCUUUGUACGUCACUUGCGUCGAGCUGAUGGCAGUCCCCGUCGCCCCAAAUUCCGUAGCCAAUGCUCUGCUGGAUGUCGUUGCCAAAGGAUAUACUGUCAUUCCUUCUAAAGACAUUCAUUUGUGGAUCAACUGUGUGGGCUUGUUGAUGGCGGCUCUCCCGGAAUGCUACUGGACUGCUUUCUAUGACCGAUUGGUUGUCACCAUCAACAGUCCUGGUUUGGCCAAGUGGCAGUAUAAUAAUUUGACUCCUUUCCAGAUGUUCAAUUUUGAUGUCACUCAUAAUUGUUUACUGGAAAAUAAGUACUCGUACAUGCUGUCAUUGACACACUCCAUCUGGCACCAUGCAGGUGUGGGGCACAUCACGACGAUGCCACAGUUCGUUAAGGAGAAGCUGCAGCCUGCUGUCACUAGUGAGGAGCAAUUGAUCUUUGCUUGUCACCUCAUUGGACCCACUCUGGCUCGAUUCAAUGUCGAAAGGCCCAAAGGUGUUGUGGAGUUAACAGUUAGUCUUUAUGAGAUGUUGGAACAGAUUGAUAGGACUCAGGCUACUUUAAAGUAUAUGGACCCUGUGUGUGACCUGCUGUAUCACAUCAAGUACAUGUUUGUCGGGGAUAUGAUGAAGACUGAUGUCGAGUGCAUUAUCAGGAGGUUGAGACCUGCACUGCAGAUGAGAUUGAGGUUCAUUGCUCAUCUCAAUAUUGAGGAGAUUCAGAUGAACUGAGUGAAGGACUGUUUCAAGGUUUGAAGUGCAUAGUUUAUAUUUCAUUCUGAGUUCACCGUGAAUGUGGUUUUGGACUUACCUUAUUGUUAUAGUCUAGUUUCUAUUGAUCAGACUAUGAUCAGACUUUUUUUGUAUAAAAUCGAAAUAGGCUCCUAAGUUUUAACGUAUACAUAUGUUUCACCGUUUUCACAUGGACAUAGGGAGAACAUCUUUAACAAUUUUUUAAAAAACAAUUGCAUAUUUUGAAGUUUGGAGACAAAUAUAUUGCAGUAUUGAUUUUUUGAAUUGCUUAGGGAUCUUAAUCGAGGACGUUAGGAGUCAUAUUUAAAAAAAAAAGACAUACCCAGUGUCAGUUAUACUGAGAUGCAAGAUUUAUAUCACAAUUUUUGAAAGUGAAUACAUUUGAAUGAACGUGCAA
This is a messenger RNA of Diachasmimorpha longicaudata, 4765 nucleotides long. It is a transcript of the gene MED23, whose product is annotated as mediator of RNA polymerase II transcription subunit 23. The record is from RefSeq and is a predicted model, not a curated record. The coding region runs from base 274 to 4347 and encodes 1357 amino acids. Lineage: Eukaryota; Metazoa; Arthropoda; Insecta; Hymenoptera; Braconidae. Gene Ontology annotation, cellular component: transcription regulator complex; mediator complex. The transcript has 3 exons. Gene Ontology annotation, biological process: regulation of transcription by RNA polymerase II; positive regulation of gene expression.